Messenger RNA from Colletotrichum orchidophilum, 1017 nucleotides. RefSeq lists its product as uncharacterized. The record is from RefSeq and is a predicted model, not a curated record. The transcript has a single exon. Bases 1 to 1017 code for a protein of 338 amino acids. Lineage: Eukaryota; Fungi; Ascomycota; Sordariomycetes; Glomerellales; Glomerellaceae.
AUGGACAGAGAAACCUUGAGCAAGCUUCGCAACAUGCAUUUUGGUGGAGGUCUCGGCGGAGGGGGAGGUGGUUCUGGAGGCAGUCAAGGAGCCCCUUCUGCUGCCGGAUCCGUCAACGAAUCCUACGACAUCGGCGAAGGCAACGAUGCUUUCACCGGCAACCGAUGGGACUCGGCCCCCCGCCCGCUCGUCGGCGCCCCACACCAAAUUCCGCCCCCGCAACUCAUGCCAUCACAGAUGCCGGCCGGAUAUCCACCCCAGCAGCCCCCGCGGCCGACCAUGCCGGCCGGACAAGGGCCCCCCAAUCAUCUCAUACCCUCGGACGUGGCCGCCAUGUCCGGCAAGCGUGACGAGGUCCGCAAUGUGUUCUGGCCGGACAUCAAGUCCUGGAUGACCUCGGACACGGCCCUUCAGCAAUUCGCCGCCCCUUGCCCGAAAUGCACAACAUCAAUGAGCGCCACGACCGGCGAAAACUCGAACCGGGCCAUGAUCCUCGUGUGCGGCCACAUUCUAUGCGAUGCAUGUGUCAAACAUAUUGCGAGCCUGUACAACGUCGGCCAACCCAAGUGUCCCUACUGUACGGGCCACAUUGGCCCGUACGGGCAGUGUGCCCUAAGUUGCAAGAAUCCGGGCAUGAUGGGUUUGCCUCUACCCAGGAACAUGGCAGAGUUCAGCAAGUUCCCGCUUACCACGCCCGAGGGCGCCGCGCGCCCUGCUUGCUGCUUCAAGUGCCGCGCUCUGCGGAUUGAGAGAGCGUCCAACUCACUGGUGAGAGCCAUGCUCAACGAGGUCAAGACUCGCGCGGUUUGGGCUCCCAGACACGACCACAAAGCAGAUGGCAAAGAUUACAGUGACUACAAGCGGGUUAAAGUGCUGGACAACUUGAUGAGAUCGAUUCGCGACGUGGCGCAUAGCGAUUACAUUUAUCAAAAGUAUACUUGGCUGACGCCGACGGCUGAAGAGAAGAAUCAAGAAGCCUGGGUAGAGAUGCUAGACACGGGGCGUCAUGUAUCUUAG